Molecule: messenger RNA, 2379 nt
Organism: Pieris brassicae (large cabbage white)
Lineage: Eukaryota; Metazoa; Arthropoda; Insecta; Lepidoptera; Pieridae
Gene: Rab14
Product: ras-related protein Rab-14
Exons: 5
Coding region: 217-858 (213 amino acids)
Biological process (GO): endocytic recycling; Golgi to endosome transport; phagosome maturation
Cellular component (GO): trans-Golgi network; recycling endosome; phagocytic vesicle
Molecular function (GO): GTPase activity; GTP binding
Source: RefSeq, a predicted model, not a curated record
UUCACUAACAACGACAGUAGACAGCUGACUUAUUAAAACCCAAAAUACGUACAAGUUACGACCCAGCUAAUAGAUUUGGCUAAAGUUCGAUUAUAUGGUUUUUGUAUUUUGAAAUCACAUUCAACUACUAAAUUGCUUACGAAAUAAGGAAAUUUUUGCUUCUGGCAUAACGAAAACGCUUUUUUAUAGUCCCAGGAUUUAUUUCUAUUGUAAAAAAUGACUUCAGGGCCUUACAAUUAUUCUUAUAUAUUCAAAUAUAUUAUUAUUGGCGACAUGGGAGUAGGAAAAUCUUGUCUUCUACAUCAGUUUACAGAGAAAAAAUUUAUGGCAGACUGCCCCCAUACUAUUGGUGUUGAGUUUGGAACCAGAAUUAUUGAAGUAGCCGGUCAGAAAAUCAAGCUUCAAAUAUGGGAUACAGCUGGACAAGAGAGGUUUCGAGCUGUAACUCGCUCUUACUAUAGAGGGGCUGCAGGUGCCCUUAUGGUAUAUGAUAUAACAAGAAGAUCUACUUACAAUCAUUUAAGUAGUUGGCUGACAGAUACUCGCAACUUGACUAAUCCUAGUACUGUGAUAUUUUUGAUUGGAAAUAAAUCUGAUUUGGAUGGCCAACGAGAUGUAACAUAUGAGGAGGCAAAACAAUUUGCAGAUGAAAAUGGAUUAAUGUUUGUUGAAGCCAGUGCAAAAACAGGUCAAAAUGUGGAGGAAGCAUUCCUUGAAACAGCAAAAAAAAUAUACCAAAGCAUUCAAGAUGGCCGGUUGGAUUUGAAUGCUGCGGAGUCUGGAGUUCAACACAAACCUGCCUCCCCUGGGCGUCCACUUGCAGCGCCUCCUGCCUCACGGGACAAUUGUGCCUGCUAACUCACAUUCAACCCUGCCCCAUACAAGACUAUGGUAACAUAUUGUCCCAAAUAAAAAUAUGUUUUCUAUCCAAUGUGUGUAAUUACUAAAAUAAUUAACAUACUAGUUUUUUGUCUAUAUGGUCAGUGAGGGUUUUAACUGUCUUGUAAUGCAGGAAUAAGGUACACGAGUAUCUAAAUUAAUUUCAUUUUUAUGUGUAGUAUAUUAUAAAAUAAUAUUAUUGGUAAUUACACAAAUUUAGAUGAAAAAAAAUCAAGUACUAGCAUAAACAUAAACACGGUAGAAAUCAAAAUAACUAUACCUUGUCUUUAAUUUUUUACUGUCCAUAUUUUAUAACAUAUUAAAUCCUGUCUUGACCAGUUUAAAAUGUCAAUUUUUUUAAUAAUUGAUAUUUUACAAUAUUGGUUAUAGACACCCGAAAACAGUGAAUUCAUCCAUAUAUUUACCCAAAUUUAUUUAAUUUUAAUAAAUGAGGAGGUGACUCUGACUGUUUAUAUCUUAUGCAAAUAAAGUGGUAAGAAGAUCGACAUUGUAUCUACAAAUUGCUUGUUGCAAAUUGCAGAUAACUGGGAACAAAUUAAAAUUUUCUGAAUAUUGGGGCAUAAAUCAUAUCGAAAUAGUAGAGUAAGUAGAUGUAUUAACAUUCCACAUUAUAUUUUUGGGUAAUGGAUGUAAAUCUUAUAAUAUUAUAUAUAAAUAUAUAAGAUUAAGUAAUGGGAUGUUUAUUCAAUCAUUAGCCUGCGAAUAUAUUUGAUUUUUAACAAAUGAAUCUGUCAGUUGAGUAAUUAUUGAAAAAUCAGCCCCUUAAUAUUAUAAAAGUGGAAUUUAUACCUAGGGACAGCUAACAUUUAGAAAAUUGCUAGAAUUAAGUAUAAUUUACAUGUUAAUCAUUUAGCAUUUAUCUAAUAUUUAUGUACAUAAAAUAUGUUAAAGCAUUAAACCAGAUUUUUUGGAUAAUAAUUACAUAUUUUAUUAAAUUUCCUAUGACUAUUUUUAUUUGGUAAAAUUAAAGAGCAUAUUAAAAAUACUUGACAUGCCGUUUAAUAAUUAGCUUAUAAAUCUCUUAAGGUUAAUUUCUUUGUUGCAUAUUAGCUAAUUAAUACUUAUAAACUGCUUAACCAUAAUACAAAAUAAGUAAAUUGCUUAUGAAGAUAUUCUGAUGCAGAUAAUACACCAUGUUGGAACUAUUAGAUGCUAAUCUAGACUUUAUCUGUGAGGUUAUCGUCAAAGUAUAAAGCUAGAAAACCACCUAAGUAAAGCAAUGGCCUGAUGUUACAUUGAAAACCCUUUUGAAUAGAUAAUUUUUAUAUUCACCAAGCGGGAAUAUUUUUCGAACAGGAUCUCUUGUUGUACUACAAUGCAGUUUCAUUUAUAUUUUCUGUUUUUGACAAGUAUUCAGUUGAUUAUUUGGUAUUUAUUCUGCACCCUAAUCUUAGGUUUAAAUAUUUUCUCAUGUAUUAAACAGAACUUAUUUAUAAUAUUAAAAUGUUUUAAGUAAUCACAAUAAAGAUCUUAUUAUGA